GGGAGCAUCGACGGGCAGCAGCGGUGACUCCGGUGAACCAGUAGGAGGAGACUGUUCUCUGUCUUCCGCGUUCCCCCACCUCUCCACACUGUCCUCAUUACAUAGCUGCCUGUACCUUUGUGCACGUUUCUUCGCCCUCACUUUUUCUGUUUAUUUAUUAAAAAAUAAAUCAAUAUAAAACAGCUUUGUAACAUUUUUAAGGCUCCCUCCCAACCUGUUCUGUGUCUGGGAGAAGUCCACUGCCUCAUCCAUGUAUUGGAGUCCUGGGCCCCAACGCACCGGCUCCGGCUCCAGCCAUGUCGGCGAAGAAUUCAGCGGCUGGCGGCGGUGACAGAGCGGGAAGCGAACCGGCAGAAGAUGUGCUGGUUGAGGAAGAACAAAGCAGUUCUGUGUCUCUGCCCAGCCUGAUGACCCCUUCCUCAGUGUCUGGUACGUCCUUGAGCAUGGAGAUGCCCAGGAAACGAAAGGGCAGCACAGACAACCAGGAUUCAAAAUCUGCUUCUUUCAAUGAUGCAGAUAUGGAAGAUGACCAAAACAGGUCAGAUGAUGAGGACCAACAAGUCAAAAUAAAAUGCUUCAGGGAACCACAUAGCCAAAUCGAGAAAAGAAGAAGAGACAAAAUGAACAAUCUCAUUGAUAAGCUUUCAGCCAUGAUCCCGACCUGUAACCCCAUGUCUCGUAAACUGGACAAACUCACUGUGCUCAGAAUGGCCGUGCAGCACCUCAAAUCUCUUAAAGGUUCAGCUGGAUGCUUUUCUGAUGCCAGCUACAAACCGUCAUUCCUUCCUGAUGAGGAGCUUAAACACCUUGUCCUCAAGGCUGCUGAUGGGUUCCUGUUUGUAGUGGGCUGUGAUCGUGGGAAAAUAGUUUUUGUCUCAGAAUCCGUCACGAAGAUAUUAAAUUAUAGUCGGACGGAGCUGAUUGGACAGAGCCUGUUUGAUUACAUACACCCCAAGGACAUAGGAAAAGUGAAGGAGCAGCUGUCGGCUUCUGAAUUACACCCUCGCGAACGGCUAAUAGAUGCCAAAACCGGUCUGCAGGUCCAGGCUGACCUUCCAGUCGGUGCAACGCGCCUCUGUUCAGGUGCGCGCCGCUCUUUUUUCUGCCGUAUGAAGUGCAACAAAAUAUUUGUCAAAGCAGAAGAGAAGGAAUCCCAGGCCAACACCUCCAAAAAGAAAGAGUCACAGAAGUACUGCACAGUCCACUGUACAGGCUACAUGCGCAGCUGGCCUAGCAGUCAAAUUGGAGCAGAGGGGGAGGGGGAAGCUGACAAGCAGGAUAGCUCCCAUUUCAGCUGCCUUGUGGCAGUGGGACGCAUCCAUUCCCACUCAUCACCCCAAGUUAACGGAGAAAUCCGAGUUAAACCCACAGAGUUCAUCACACGCUACGCCAUGGAUGGCAAAUUCACCUUUGUUGAUCAUAGAGCGACAACCAUUCUAGGUUAUCUUCCCCAAGAAUUGCUUGGGACAUCAUGCUAUGAAUACUUCCAUCAAGAUGACUUGCCGCAUUUAGCAGAUAGACAUCGAAAAGUGCUGUGGAGUAAAGAGAAAAUAGAGACAAACUGCUAUAAGUUCAAAACAAAAUAUGGUUCUUUUGUUACUCUGCAAAGUCAGUGGUUUAGUUUUGUAAAUCCCUGGACCAAAGAAGUAGAAUACAUAGUGUCAACUAACACAGUCAUAUCGCAUGAUAACAGUCGAACAGGACGAUCGGGAAAUAAGUCUGAACAGUCGAGCAAUUCCAAGACUUCUGAAGAAGAUUGCAAGAAGUCCCUUCCAAUUAUACCAGGGAUCUCUAACACACCUGGUAGCAUGAUAUAUGCUGGAAGCAUAGGGACCCAGAUUGCCAAUGAGCUGUUGGAUUUUAACAGGUUGAACUCGUCGCCUUCCAGCGGAAAUGCCAGCCCGUUCAAUCUCCAAGAUAAGUCUCCACAAACUCUCAAUCAAGUCAGCAACAAUGUGCCAAAAGUAGAAACAGCUGACAUGGAAACGCCAGGAAAGUCUAGCUCAGAAAACGAGACCCAGGAAGCUCAAGGAGCUUCAUUCUCAGGAGGAGACACACUCAUGGCAGAAAAUUCCCAGCUGGAUUUGGACAGUGUAGUUGGACCAGGCCUCAGCAGUCUGAGUAACGAUGAGGCAGCCAUGGCAGUGAUAAUGAGCCUCCUGGAGACUGACACGAACUUGGGGGAAGCUGUGGACUUUGAAGAAAUGCACUGGUCCUUAUAGAAUCUGUAUUACCAUGUAUUGCAGCCACUGAGAAAUACUUGGGCCAUCACUUUGCGGAAACUGGUAAAUCCUAACUCCACGAAGCAGCCGUCAAUUUUCUUUACUUUUAUUUAUUAGUUACUCCUAUCAACAUGUGCUGUGUAGUGUUUGAGUGGCUGCUCUAACAGGAUCAGGACUGACAACAUUAAGGGACACCUGCUUUUUCCUUCUCAGAAGGGGGAUAUGCCUUUAAAGCCUUACAGCAGUCUGUCUGCCCUGAAACACUGUUCCUCACUGCUUUACUCAAAUCCAUCGGCCACAUAAAGUUCCAAGAACCCACAAACUUAAAUGGCAGCACAUCACAUGGGAUACCUGCCUCUAAUACUUUCCUCCACCUGCGUUUGAACAAUGGUUUGGAGUGACGAUGCAAAAAAAUAGCACUGAAUUGAUAAAAGGUUGUAAUUUCACUAGAGUACUGUAUGGCAGAUUAAAAUGUGAGGAAGACAGCUUGACAGCCUGGUCCAUCUCUGCAACCCCUUAGGAUCCAAGACGUGGGUAUCCAGUGUACCGCGGCAUACCACACUUCCAUAACCUCUAACUUUGAGAGUCGACUACAGCGUGACCCUCGGAGAGUUUUUCUUGUCAGUAUCUGAACAUUUUUCAUGGAAACCAUCUUGUAACCUCUUCUCUUGUACACAGAGUUAAACAUACUGUAUAUGUGCGUAGUUGGUAUGAUGGCAAACACCAUGUAAUCAGACCACAUGUGUCUUAAAGGGAUAGUUUGCAUAUGAAGCCCAGGAUUUUCUUAGCUCUGACAUAAAACCCGUCUUUUUUUUUUUCUUUUUUUUUUCGGUCAGAAAACAUUUAUCUGUGUAGAUUAAAUGAAACUAACUAAUAGAUUUGUGAGCAACACAGUACAACAUCAUGCUAAGCUAAAUAGCACUUUUGGUGCUGAAAAGGGUUUGGUAGCAAAGCUGAACUACAAGCCUGCGUCACGUCAGUGACGUUUUCUCAGUACAUGUUUAAAGCUAAUCUAAGUCUGAUGGUAGAAGAGAUAACUCAGGAAGUUAUCCAGUUAAAGGUUUUACGUACCUCCGUACAUACUGUACAGUGGUAUGUGGUGUACUUGUUUACCUGUGCAUCUGUGUUUUUAUUCGUCAGCUUUCCAGGUAGGCCAUAGCUUUAGCUCUUUUUGUUUUGUUGCUAAUAUACUGUUAUGCACUGACAGUCUCUCAGAAGACAUGUUCAUGUUUUAUGUGCUUGUUAAAGGCACACAUUGUCGCCAUGUGUCCAUUUAUUAGGGGAUUGUGCUAUGCAGAAUUAUCAUUCCAUAAAUUCUAAAUUUAGUGGUUUGUUUCUACACAAUGGUCAUGUGCAGAACUCCUAAAUUUAUAAGAACCUUUGAUGAUUUGUGAUGUGACAUUUUAUGAGAAGUCAAGUCCCUGGACAUUAUAGAUCCUUUUGUCAUUUACCUCAAGUAGAGUUUUGUCCUUGCUCAGAAUUGCACAUUUUAGCUUUUACUAUUAACAAUAAACAUUGAUCGCUGUUAUUAUAAUGAUCCGUUUGUUAGUGAUCCACUAAAGAGUCACAUGGCUUUUGAUUUUUAUCACCCAAGCAUGUCAGUGUUGUUGAAAAGUGGAUUUCUCAUGAAAUGGGAAAACUUGUCCUUGUUAAUGCCAGAUCAUAUAAAAAUUAUGUCUUUACUCAAAAGUUGGGAAAAUUUAUUGUAUUGGUUUCAUCAGAUGUAUACACUUUUUAAACUCCCCUUUUAAAUUAUAUUAAAAAAAUAUAUUUGUCAUGUAAUAAUACAAAGUUGUAGAUAAAGAUUUUAUGUUGUCCAGCAGAAUUAUCAUUUGGCACUUCAACUGUAGGUGUAUUUUAUUUUCUGGAGACUUGUGUAUGUGACAUUUACAGGUUUGGUUUUAAGUGUUGUACACUGUAGGGAGUGCAGUGAAAACCUAAAUUAAUACAUGUUUAUGUUUGAUCCCCCUUAUUACACCUAUGAAUACUAUCUGAACCGCUCACACUUCAACAUCACGUAGAACAGUUUAAAUUUCAUAAUGGCAUUGUAACCCCCCCCAAAAAAAAAACAAAAAACUUUUGGGUGGAAAUGGUUGUGACUCCUGAAGAAUACUGUCUUUUCUCUAUAAUGCUUGAAUUGUUACGAGCCAGUUAAAGGAGCAGCUGAGCUCACAAGGACCCUUCUGCCUGUGUCUGAAGUGCCUUUGGACAUUUCUACUCGGACACACAAUAAACCCGUGUUUCUCCAGCAGGCCGCCUCCCACACGGCACCCCUACAGACUGAACGGAGGGCUGAUGUAUUCAUUAGCUUAACUUGACGCACCAUGGCAUAUUGUGUUCUUAAUUAAUGAAUGCUUGUUCAGAGAUGAAACAGGGCCCUGGACAUGUUUCACUACCUAACCAAACAUGCAGAGCUAUGGAGCUGUGCCAUAGACACAGGCUGGUCCUUUUUAAAGGCAGAAUGCCAGUUUUGUAUUGUUUCUGUUGUUUCUGUUCUUCCUACAUCAUUGCACUGUUGUGGCUGUCGUUUCCCCAGAAAGCUAAAAUAUUGGUGUCAUGUCAGCUUGUUUAGUGGUGCUAGUGAUAAACCUUUUCAAUAGGUCACACAUUUUUGCUUUUGUCUCCAUAUAAAAUAUGCUGUAGAUUGUUUAA
Messenger RNA from Melanotaenia boesemani (Boeseman's rainbowfish), 4874 nucleotides. It is a transcript of the gene bmal2, whose product is annotated as aryl hydrocarbon receptor nuclear translocator-like 2. The transcript is spliced from 17 exons. The record is from RefSeq and is a predicted model, not a curated record. Gene Ontology annotation, biological process: regulation of transcription by RNA polymerase II. The coding region runs from base 297 to 2222 and encodes 641 amino acids. Gene Ontology annotation, molecular function: protein dimerization activity; RNA polymerase II cis-regulatory region sequence-specific DNA binding; DNA-binding transcription factor activity, RNA polymerase II-specific. Lineage: Eukaryota; Metazoa; Chordata; Actinopteri; Atheriniformes; Melanotaeniidae. Gene Ontology annotation, cellular component: transcription regulator complex; nucleus; cytoplasm.